GAAUUUGUUUUUGUACAUCAUGAACGUAAUCGGACGACGCGUGUUUAAAGGGAUAUAGCUAGCUAGCAUGUUUUAUAAAUAUUUGCAUAUAAAAACUUCAUAUAGCACAAAAUGUCUUGCCUUUUAUUCUGUUUACACUUAAUUUGAUUAUGCAGUAGAAUAGCAUGACUACAAAAGUGUUUGUUUAUGGCACAUUAAAGAAAGGUUUUCCGAACCAUUUUUUUCUCAAUGCAAAAGAACAUGGAACAGCGAAAUAUAUUUGCAAAGCAGUAACGAAAAAUAAAUAUCCACUUGUUAUAGAUGCUGAUCAAGGAAAUCUACCAUUUUUAUUACACCUUUCUGGAAAUGGCUAUAAUGUUGCUGGUGAAGUAUACGAGGUUGAUGAGAAAAUGUUAAAAAAUCUGGAUGAGUUUGAAGUAGUUGGUGUCCUGUAUGAUUCUUUAAAAUUAAUUGCAGUCACCGAGUCAAAUAACGAACAUGAAUGUUUAGCAUAUUUCAUGCAUGGCAUAAAAGAUAAUUUAUUAAGGACUGAGUAUUUUCAAACUUAUUCCUCCUCAUUAGCAACAACUUAUGUUAUUCAUUAUUGAUGCUGUAGUGGAUGUAUUACGCUGAUCUGUUUACUUUCAUGCAAGGUGGAUAAAUUUUUAGCCAAAGAGACAUUGUUUUAAUGUAAAAACCAUACUUUAAUAAAAAAGUUUUUUAAGUCAUUAAAUUUUUCUAAAGCAAAGUUCGAUCUCCCAUAUCAUGACCAAAAAUGUUUGACGAUGACAUUAUCAAAUAAGCUUUUUUACUUGAAUAAAUUUUUAACCUUUUGAGUAUUAUAUUUUUAUCAUCAUUAUGAUAAUUAUGUAAAAAAAACCUGGAUUGUGGGUAAAUUGUUGAUGAUGUCAUCAAAAAUAUCACAAAUAUUUUUUCAUCUUUCAUGAGUGGUAUAAUUAGGUCAUUUAAAGAAUAUAUUAUUAUGCAAUAUUUUUAGUGGUUUUGAUAAUAUAUAUACCAGAAGGAGUUUACAAAUUUUUAUCAAUGUUUUUUAUAUAUUUUAUAAUUUUAUAAUAUAAAUUGUGUUAAAAUAAUUUUUGGAUUGGUGAAAAAAUUCUUAGUUUUUUAUUUUUAUAUACACAUCUCCAAAUGAAUGGAAAGAAGGCCAUUUUUAGUUCUUUUACGCUCUUAUAAUUCUUGCUACAUAACUCAACUGUUGUGUCUGGCGCUCUGAUGUCAUAUUCUAUUUUUGUAUAGUUAUGGCAUGUUUACUAGCUGGAAUUCUUUUUGUGGAUUUUUCUAUAGGUAUAAAUUUUUGAUGUUGUUGUAACAUAUUUUAGCUAUAAAUGUUUCAUUCAACCAGAUAGAAGGUUAAAGACUUUUAUCUGCUUUUAAUAAUGUACCUGUCAACUUUGUAAAUUGCAAAUUUUUCAUAACUUUUUUAAUCUACAUUGUUUUUCUUAUGGACAACGAUCACGUAUGGUUGGAUGACAA
Hydractinia symbiolongicarpus is the source of this 1473-nucleotide messenger RNA. Its product is annotated as putative gamma-glutamylcyclotransferase CG2811. The record is from RefSeq and is a predicted model, not a curated record. The coding region runs from base 165 to 587 and encodes 140 amino acids. The transcript has 3 exons. Gene Ontology annotation, molecular function: gamma-glutamylaminecyclotransferase activity. Lineage: Eukaryota; Metazoa; Cnidaria; Hydrozoa; Anthoathecata; Hydractiniidae.